Messenger RNA from Ceratotherium simum simum (southern white rhinoceros), 1585 nucleotides. RefSeq names its product ankyrin repeat and sterile alpha motif domain containing 4B (gene ANKS4B). Gene Ontology annotation, molecular function: protein binding. NCBI's taxonomy places the organism in Eukaryota, Metazoa, Chordata, Mammalia, Perissodactyla, Rhinocerotidae. The record is from RefSeq and is a predicted model, not a curated record. Gene Ontology annotation, biological process: brush border assembly.
CUUCGUAGGAAGGCUGCUCCACUAACAUCCUGCUCUGCUCAGAGAGUGAUAUCUGGCCAAGCUUUUGUGAGCAGGAAAAAAUGUCCACUCACUACCACCAAGCUGCUAGUGAUAGCUACCUGGAACUUCUAAAAGAGGCUACCAAGAGAGAUCUGAAUCUUUCUGAUGAAGAUGGCAUGACUCCCACACUACUAGCAGCCUACCAUGGGAACUUGGAAGCCCUAGAAAUAAUCUGCAGCAGAGGAGGGGACCCCGAUAGAUGUGACAUCUGGGGAAAUACUCCUUUACAUUAUGCAGCCUCCAAUGGUCAUGCCCACUGCGUCUCAUUCCUGGUCAACUUUGGUGCCAACAUCUUUGCCCUGGACAAUGACUUACGGUCUCCUCUGGAUGCUGCUGCCAGCAGAGAGCAGAAUGACUGCGUUGCUCUCCUGGAUAAGGCUGCCACUGCCCAUAACAUCAUGAACCCCAAGAAGGUCGCCAGGCUGAAGGAGCAGGCUCAGAAAAAUGCCAGGAGGCAGAUUAAAGAGUGUGAGAGGCUCCAGGAGAAGCACCAAAAUAGGAUGGCCCGCACCUACAGCAAGGAGGAAUCUAGGACUCUUUCUUCUUCCAAGGGCACUUUCCCCAGGUCAUCCCUUUCAAAUGCUUCUGCUGCCAGCACAUUUGGGUCACUGUCUAAGGGCAUUAAAGAUACCUUCAAGCUAAGGUUCAAGAAGAACAAAGAUACAGCAGAGCAAGUAGAGAAGGAGAGCAGAAGUGGGCAAAGAAACAUGAUGGAAGUGUUCAGAGAGGAGGAGGAAGACGCAUUCUCAGGGGACUUCAAAGAGAAGCUCCAGUUCUCAGAAGAGGAGGACAGCUGUGUGCAACAUGAAUCCAUUCUCAACCGUCCAGGUCUAGGAAAUAUUGUUUUUAAGAGGAACAGAAUAUCAAGCCCCGAAGAGAUCUCAGACAGCAAGAGGGAGUUGGGAUUUAAGAUGCCCAGUGAAGUGCUUCAAAGACAAGGAGGAGCAGAGGCUGAUGAAGCUGAGGCUGAUGAAGAGGGAGAGGAAAACAGCCAUGAAGAUGAUCUGCCUUGGGAUGAGGAUGAAGUGGAGUGGGAGGAAGAUGGGGUUGAUGCCACUCCUCUGGAAGUGUUCUUACAGUCCCACCACCUGGAAGAAUUCCUUCCCAUUUUCAUGAGAGAGCAGAUUGAUUUAGAAGCUCUGUUGCUUUGCUCUGAUGAGGACCUUCAGAACAUACAAAUGCAGCUGGGUCCAAGGAAGAAAGUUCUUAAUGCCAUAAACAGAAGGAAGCAGGUGCUCCAACAGCCUGGGCAGCUGGUCGACACCAGCCUCUGAUGGAGUGUGAGGUCAACAGGGUAAGCCUGUGGCAGUGGGGUGACCUGUGGCCCACUGCAGCACUCCAGACAACAACCCCUCUCUACCCAAUGCCAGACCACUCAGAAUGGUUUCUGGGGCAUCUAGGAGAUGCCCAUCUAAGAAAGAGGCUCAAAAUCUACUCUGAGAAAUACUCUAUACAUGUCCAAAUAAACCACCAGUGAGAAACUCAAGGAGAGCUGGGAAUAAGAAAAUGAUGUUUCUCUUCAAUU